GCGUUGUCGUGUGUGUGCGUGUGUGCGUGUGUGUGUGUAUGGGUGCGUGACUAUUGAAGGCGCCACGUCGGCAGAACCAGCAGGCUGAAAAGAGAGCUGCGUAGCUCAGCCUGUGACCGACCGAGAGGGAGACGAGAAGUUACGAAGCAGCGGGUUGGAGUCACUUUGUAAUGCGGUAACAGCGAGAAGGACGAAGGACACGAAGAAGAAGGACACGGAGAAGGAGGCGAAGAAGGACGCGAAGAACGAGGCAUUGGUAGUCCGAGCAGCAGGUCUGAAAACGCAGCAUUUCCAGGGCAGAGUUUUGGUUUCGCAGGCUGAAACAGAAGCUGUCUCAAGUUCCUCCGCCAGGUGUGUUCCGAGGACCGAAGCACUGGGAACAAUGGUGAAGAAUGUGAACAGCGUUAACGUGGAGCCCCAGCCAGGGACCAGCAUGGCCCCGGACGAGGCUGAGCCCGUCGACGGCGAACCUGCAGAGGACUCUGGGAAGGACCACGUGGUGGCCGCCCCCGGCAUGAUGUGGCGGGUCACCGGCGGCCUCUUCAACGUCACCAAGGGAGUCGUGGGCGCCGCAGUGGGCGGGGUGGCCUGGGUGGGCGGCAAGAGCCUGGCCAUCACCAAGUCGGCCGUGACCACGGUCCCCAUGAUGGGGGUGGGGCUCGUGAAGGGCGGGGUGGCCGCCGUGGCCGGUGGCGUCUCCUCGGUGGGCUCGUCGGUCGCCAGCAAAGUCCCGUUCACGGCCAAGAGGAAAGACAAGGCUGAGUGAAGAUGAAGAUGACGAUGAUGGACCAACAAGGAGAGGCUGCCAGCUGACCUCUGUCUGCCAAUCAAACUCUACAGUGCCUUCUGACAGUCAAUCGGAGACUUUGAUACAAAUACACUACGUUCGCCACCGGAAGAAAAAAAAAA
Molecule: messenger RNA, 909 nt
Organism: Cyclopterus lumpus (lumpfish)
Lineage: Eukaryota; Metazoa; Chordata; Actinopteri; Perciformes; Cyclopteridae
Exons: 3
Coding region: 383-766 (127 amino acids)
Source: RefSeq, a predicted model, not a curated record